AUGGUCGGAGAAUUUGCACACGUUCAGCCGGACAAUGCCGAGAUUGAGCGAUCUGUGCUUUCGCAGGAGGUGGAGGCGCUUCGAAACCGCCUCGGACUGCGUCAAGUGGACGUUUCGAAGGAAUGUGGCGUCAAUGCCAGUAUGCUGUCGCAAUGGAUGCUGGGCAGGUAUAAAGGGAACGUUGGUCGAAUCAACGGACUGAUGGAAUCUUGGCUGAUUCGACGACGAGGAGGAAAGCCCAUGGACAAGGGCAUGAUGCUGUUCACUUCGACUACCAGCUCUCCAAAAUUAAAGCGGAGGUUGGAGGAAAUGAACGAUCCAUUGCAAGCAGUUAGAAGGAAAGAAAGUAUUAUUUUGGCACAGCGGAAGCUGUACAAUUACCCUCAGUUUCCGACACGCGAUGAAUUAUUAAUCCCUAUCCGACUCGAUAUAGAUAUCGAAGGUUAUCGGUUCAUCGACUCUUUCUCAUGGAAUUUGCACGAGAAAGAGUUUACUUUUGAGACCUUUGCGGCGGCAUUGGUGCGUGACUUGGAUCUUCCAAAUUGUUUUUACCAGCGUAUAACGAAAUCAAUCCAAGAGCAAGUGCAUAAAGCUCAGGCGGUUCUUCCGUGGCACGAGGCUGUUACUGGCGAGAGCUUACAUCCGAUUUAUAUCAACUUACGACUAUGUGAUACCAUUUACACUGAUCGUUUCGAGUGGGAUCUGAACAAUACAAGCAACUCUCCAGAGCGGUUUGCCCAGGUCGUAUGUGAAGACUUGGGCUUGAGUGGCGAAUUUGAAGCCCAAGUGGCACUAUCGAUCCGCGAGCAGCUACACGAUUACUCAAAACUCAUUCGAGAAGGUUUCAAAGAUAAAGUAUCUCAAUUACCAUCUGUCACUGCUGUGUUCCGCGAUCGCCUUGAUGUUGAAGUAUGGGGUCCUUCAGUGAAGUAUAUCUUAGCGGACGACAUCCCACAGCUCGAGCGGGAAGACUUUAAGCGGAUGCGACCAUUAUCCCGCCCUACGAUACACCUGAUGCCACCGCCGCUUCCGAUAGCAAAGCCAAAUCGACCACCUAAGCCAGUGAAUACGUUUCUGAUGUUUUGCAGACAAAACCGAAAAAAAGUUAUGGCAGAUCACCCCGCUGCCAGUGCUAAAGAUGCAUCUAAAAUUCUUGGAGAUAUGUGGCAAAAGCUUUCCGAGAAAGAACGAGCUAGCUAUAUUCCCAUGACAGAGAUUGAAAAUCAGCGGAGAAUGAAUGAGUGGCGGAUGAAGGAAAACGCUUUGAACGGCAUUCAUACCACUCUUAGGGGCGGCAUGGCUGUCGCAACCUCUGCAGCAAUAGCCACACAGAAUCAAGUCAACUCUGUCUCUCAUUCAGGUUCGAUGCUUUUGGCUUCCCAGAUGACACCUGAAUUGGAUGAUGCUGAUGCUGAUGAAGACGAAGACGAGGAAGACGAGGAUGAGGAUACUAAUGGUGGCAUUCUUAUUUGA
Molecule: messenger RNA, 1473 nt
Organism: Plasmopara halstedii
Lineage: Eukaryota; Oomycota; Peronosporomycetes; Peronosporales; Peronosporaceae
Product: swi snf-related matrix-associated actin-dependent regulator of
Exons: 11
Coding region: 1-1473 (490 amino acids)
Biological process (GO): chromatin remodeling; regulation of transcription by RNA polymerase II
Cellular component (GO): nucleus; nuclear chromosome
Molecular function (GO): transcription coregulator activity; DNA binding
Source: RefSeq, a predicted model, not a curated record